Messenger RNA from Morus notabilis, 2069 nucleotides. Its product is annotated as BAG family molecular chaperone regulator 1. Gene Ontology annotation, biological process: protein stabilization. Bases 756 to 1865 code for a protein of 369 amino acids. The record is from RefSeq and is a predicted model, not a curated record. The transcript is spliced from 4 exons. Gene Ontology annotation, molecular function: protein-folding chaperone binding; adenyl-nucleotide exchange factor activity. Gene Ontology annotation, cellular component: cytoplasm. NCBI's taxonomy places the organism in Eukaryota, Viridiplantae, Streptophyta, Magnoliopsida, Rosales, Moraceae.
UAUUUUAUUAAUAUGAGUAUUAUUCAUAAUAAUGUGUAGAGUAAUUAUGUGCUUAUAAUUCAUUAUUAAUUUAUGUAUAUAAGAAGGUCCCAACAAGCUCAGUUAGCUGUCCACUCGUUUUUAUAUUAGUUUCCAUUUUCUUCUUUCUCUUCCUCACCGUGUUUUCCAGAACAAAGAAUUAUAUAGAGAGAGAGACAGACAGAAAGAGAGAAUUUUUCGCCUUGGAUUCUCAUUUCCAUUGGAGAAAACCGCAGGUUUCAGAUUAUUGGGCUUCUACAAUUUUCUUGGGAUUUUUUUUUUUUUGGGUUAAUCCAAGGCAAAUUUUUUGAGCAAUUUGGUCAACAUUUUGCUGUAAAGAUCUGCGCUUUGAGGUCCGGCAAGUUCUGGGUUUCGUCAAAUUCUCCGGACGAGUUUGGUGGUUUUUAUUUGUUUCGACAUUGAUGGGUUUGGUUUUUGCUUUCUUGAGACGCCAUUGAUUCGGCAAAGAAAAGAAAAGAAAAAGGAAAGGAAAAAAGGAAAGCCCCUGUCUCUCUCUCUCUCUCCCCCUCUCUCUGGUAUUUCGUCUCGCUACUUUCUCUCUCUCUCUCUCGGGAUUUGACUCGUGUAAUGCUGCGGUCAGAGGCUUCUAAAGCAGGGUCUAGCAGUUUCUCUUCCAAUUGGGUAGUUCAGAUUCUCGACGCGGAUCGUCACGAACCGAAAUCCUCAAAGAUCUGAGAUAUUUUUAGUACCAUAGAAAUUCUGAGAGAAAACAAAAGAUGAUGAAGAUGAGGACCAAAACGACAGGUAUUUCUCAGAUAAACGGAGGGUCCGCCGGCGGCGGAGCAGAGUCAACGCCGUCGGAGUGGGAGAUGAGACCCGGAGGAAUGCUGGUCCAGAAGCGCAACGACUCCGAUCAGAACUCAGCUCCUCCGCCGACAAUUAGAGUUAGGGUCAAAUACGGGUCAACCUACCACGAAAUCCAUAUCAGUUCCCAAGCCACAUUCGGGGAAUUGAAGAAAAUGCUGGUGGGACCGACGGGUUUGCACCACCAAGAUCAGAAGCUGAUUUACAAAGACAAGGAGAGAGAUUCGAAGGCUUUUCUGGACAUUUCAGGUGUGAAGGACAGAUCGAAGAUUGUUUUGGUUGAAGACCCGCUUAGCCAAGAGAAGAGGCAUCUCGAGAUGCGGCGGAAUGCGAAGAUGGAGAAGGCCUCAAAGUCCAUCUCGGAGAUCAGCUUGGAAGUUGAUAGGCUCGCUGGCCGGGUUUCAGCUUUCGAAUCCGUGAUUACUAAAGGCGGUAAAGUCGCGGAAACUGAUGUGCUUAAUCUGAUUGAGUUGUUGAUGAAUGAACUGCUUAAAUUGGACGGAAUAAUGGCGGAUGGAGAUGUGAAAUUGCAGAGGAAAAUGCAGGUGAUGAGAGUUCAAAAGUAUGUAGAAACUCUUGACAUGUUGAAAAUCAAGAACUCAAUGCCUGCUAGCAAUGGAGUUCAUACCCCAAUACAAGUUCAACAAAGGCUGUCCUCCAAUGGGCAAAAGCAAACACCACCACCAAACCAAGACCAACAACCAAGACAUUUUUACUCCAACGGCCACAGGCCAAGAGCGAUUCAAGAGCAGGACGCCAGGAGUUCGUUUGGGAAUUCCCCGAGGAGUUCGCUUGGAAAUUCGCCAAGGCAUUCGUUUGGAAACUCACCAACGCACCAGCAGCCACAGCCGCAGCCUCCUUCCAGGCAUUCAACAUCAGGAGCAGUUGUCAUUACCACGAAUUGGGAGACAUUCGAUUCUGCCCCGGCGCCCUCGCCGUUGGUCGUGACCUCUUCAACAUCCACAUCUGCCUUGGCCGCCAAUAAGCCAGUCCAACCUAGAUUCACCUGGGAUCUUCUCUGAGUUAAGCCAUAAAAAUACCACGUCUUUGUUUUUUGUGUGUGUGGGGAUGUGUUUUGGUUUUUGUCUCCUGUUGGUUUGCUAUUCUCUCCUUAUCAUUCUUUUCUGUAUUUAGCAAAUGUUUAGGACCCCUUUACUCUGUCAUGAUUCUGUUCCUCAGAAAUAAAUGGGGUUUUUCACUAUAACAGUGAUUGUCAUUCUUCUCAA